Stegodyphus dumicola is the source of this 2352-nucleotide messenger RNA. RefSeq lists its product as uncharacterized. Gene Ontology annotation, cellular component: transcription regulator complex; PcG protein complex; chromatin. Gene Ontology annotation, molecular function: DNA-binding transcription factor activity, RNA polymerase II-specific; RNA polymerase II cis-regulatory region sequence-specific DNA binding. The record is from RefSeq and is a predicted model, not a curated record. NCBI's taxonomy places the organism in Eukaryota, Metazoa, Arthropoda, Arachnida, Araneae, Eresidae. Gene Ontology annotation, biological process: regulation of transcription by RNA polymerase II.
AACGUAGCCGAACGAAGGGCUCAUUGGAUAAUCGGAUGGUCGAAGGCGAUCGAGAAAUUUAUUUUGUUACCUUAAAUAUAUUUUAUAUAAAUUAGACUUGUAGAUUAGUUUCAUAUUUAAAAUUACUGAUGGAGAAAUACUUCAUAUCAGUCAUUAGUCGCCAUCUUGAUGUGAAAUAUGCUUUAUAAAUAACAUGCUUCUUUCUUAUUUUCUGAGCAAAAUCUUUUAAAUGUGUAACUUUUUUAAUAGAAGUUUAUGUUAAAACAAUAUGGCUUCAAACAUUAAUGUUAAGAGUAUAAAUGGAUUAAAAGUGGUGAAACAUCUCCUUGUUUGGUAUGUCUGUCGUAUUUGUGAGCUAAAUAAAUUUAAGCGUAAAUUGACACCACUGCUUUUACGCUGCUGUCAACGAAUUGGCGCAACGUUCAUGCACAUGGCUUGGGCCAUGAAAAUAUGGAUGGAACAGUUGCAUCGGAAGUUGGCUGUGAAACAAAGGAUGAUGAACUAGAAAGUAAAAAGGCUCAGGAAGUUAUUGGUCUACUUUUAAGGAAACCUGACGAGUCUAAUGAUGAAGUGUUGCAGCAUGUUGAUUUUUCUGUUGUUGGCAAAGCUGUGCAGGAUAUAUCAAAUUCUACUGUAACUGUUUCUAUUGCAUCAGCAUCACCAUUAAACAUUUGCCAUGUUUCUUUGACUGAUGCAGGAAUGUUGUUAGAAUCUGGUGACAUUAUUUCACAGUCUUUAGAUACUGCAUCUUCAUCAAUACAGCUAGAAGAUGGAACAACAGCAUUUGUUCAAAGUUUUGAGCAUGUAGAUGAAUCAGACAGUAGUGAUGCUGCAACAAAAUUUAUUGAUGGCCAAGCGGUUCAGUUGGAAGACGGAAGCACAGCAUUUAUCCAUGCUGCACCUAGAGAAGGACUACAGCCUGUGCAGCUUGAGGAUGGUACUAUGGCUUACUUAUCCCAGACUGGAGCUGAUUUGUUUAACGGUGAAGCAUCUGGAUUGGAUUUGGAACAUCUAACAACUGUGCAGGUGGGGGAAAAUGAUGCAAAAGAGCUCGAUAUCAAAAUGGAGGACAACUUUAGUCAGGUGAGCACCACACGCACACUAGAAAAGGCCUUCCGUUGUCCAUAUGCAGAUUGUCAUAGGCUGUAUACUACAUUGCAUCAUUUAAGGGUCCAUGAGAGGUCUCACACUGGUGAUAGGCCUUUUAAAUGUACUAUUAUGGGAUGUGGUAAAGCUUUUGCAACAGGUUAUGGAUUAAAAAGUCACACACGAGUUCAUACUGGGGAAACUCCUUAUAAAUGUCCAGUGGAUACUUGUCAGAAAGCUUUCAAAACUUCUGGUGAUUUACAAAAGCAUGUUAGAACACAUACUGGAGAAAGACCAUUUAAAUGCCCCUUUAAUGGAUGUGAUCGUGCUUUUACAACGUCAAACAUCAGGAAGGUUCACAUCAGGACUCAUACUGGCGAAAGGCCUUAUAUGUGUAAAGAAGAAGGUUGUGGAAGAGCAUUUGCUAGUGCUACAAAUUACAAGAACCAUAUAAGAAUACACACAGGUGAAAAGCCUUAUGUGUGUGCUGUUUCUGGCUGUAGCAAAAGGUUUACAGAAUAUUCUAGCCUUUAUAAGCACCAUGUUGUACAUACUCACUCAAAGCCUUAUAUGUGUAAUCUUUGUGGAAAAAAUUAUAGACAAACUUCUACUCUAGCCAUGCACAAAAGAACUGCUCAUGGAAUAUUUGAUCAGAGUGAAAACGAUGCAACUUCUCCUACAUCCGAGGAAAAGAAUUGUAGAAAUAAUGAUUCUGAUAAGAAAGCAGAAGAGCCUUUAGAAGUGAAAAAUGAACCUCGGGAUUCUGAACGAAAGCCAGAACAGAAAAGUAUUCUGAAAAGUGCCAAUAUUCAACAUAGUUCUUCUGAAGCGGCUGUAGCUGUAAAUAAAUCAUUUCCAACUAUUGUUACACUGCAAGGAGAAAAUUCAAGUCAGAUACUCCAGGAGCACCCUGUGUAUGCUGUUCAACUUCAAGAAGAUGGUACUUUGUCAACUACCAUGCAACAGAUUGUCCUAGUGACAGAUCCUGCACAGUUAGCAGCCCUUCAGCAACUGGCUCAACAAGGACAAUUUGAUUCUGCUGUAUCUGCAACUGACAGGAAUCCAUCAAAUGUGUCUUAGCUAUUUAUUUAUGUAUAAAUAUUAUGUAUGCAAUAUUUUGAAGCCAAAUAGAAAUGUUUUCUGAUAAACCAAAAAGCUCUUGUAUUUUGAAAUGUAAAUAGUUUUAGAUUUAUUAUUAUACUAGUCAUUGUUUCUGCUCUAGUUUUCUCUUGAAAUAAAAUGUUUGUUCAUAUAUAUAUAAGUAUA